Arabis nemorensis is the source of this 309-nucleotide messenger RNA. The record is from the annotation of a GenBank genome assembly. Lineage: Eukaryota; Viridiplantae; Streptophyta; Magnoliopsida; Brassicales; Brassicaceae.
AUGGAUGUCGUAGCAAGAUUGGCGUCGCAAAGAGCGGUGGUGAUUUUCAGCAAGAGUACGUGUUGCAUGUCUCAUGCAAUUAAACGGCUGUUUUACGAGCAAGGUGUGAGCCCGGCGAUUAUAGAGAUCGACCAAGACAUGUAUGGGAAAGAUAUCGAGUGGGCUUUAGCCCGGUUAGGCUGCAGCCCUCCGGUUCCGGCGGUUUUUGUGGGAGGAAAGUUCGUAGGAACGGCUAAUACCGUCAUGACUCUUCAUCUCAAUGGAUCGUUGAAAAAGUUGCUCAAGGAUGCUGGUGCUUUAUGGCUUUAG